AUGGCUAUCCACGUGGCGAGCAAGUCUCGUGCAGCCCGCUGGGCCGACAAGCUGGCCGUCGAAGAAGCAGAGUCAGGCUUGACCAGCACCCAAUUGAUGCUCACUAACCAUGAUCUGAAACCUGUGGAAAAGGAGCGGAGACAAUGGGGUCCGUGGAACUUUGUUGGCUUCUGGAUCGCCGACUCCUUCAACAUCAACACAUGGAUGAUUUCGUCCUCAAUGAUUGUCAAUGGCCUUUCGUGGUGGCAGGCGUGGAUCUGCGUCUGGGUCGGAUACGCAAUUGCCGGCUGCUUCAUUUGCCUGACUGGCCGCAUUGGGGGGACGUAUCACAUCGGUUUCCCUGUCGUCGCACGAUCAUCAUUUGGCAUUUGGGGAAGUUUAUGGCCGGUUUUUAACAGAGCAGCCAUGGCGUGUGUCUGGUAUGGUGUGCAAGCCUACAUUGGAGGACGAUGCGUCUACAUCAUGAUCCGCACAAUUUGGCUCUCCUGGGAUCGCACCAAGAUCCCCAACACCUUUUCAGACGAUGCCGCCACCACCACAGCCGAUUUUGUCUCGUUCUUCCUCUUCUGGCUCUGCUCCCUCCCGGCUAUCUGGUUCCCGGUACACAAGAUCCGCCAUCUCUUCACUGUCAAGGCUUACUUUGUUCCUGUCGCCGGCAUUGCAUUCCUGGGCUGGGCAGUUGCACGCGCUGGGGGUAUUGGCCCCAUUGUCAAUCAGGGUCACAAGGUCCAUGGCAGUGAGCUGGGCUGGCAAAUUGUCCUGGGAAUCAUGUCCUCUAUUUCGAAUUUCGCCACCCUGAUCAUCAACGAUCCCGAUUUCACUCGAUUUGCUCGCAAGCCUAGAGAUGCUCUGUGGUCCCAGCUCAUCACAAUUCCCACAGGUUUCGCCAUAACGUCUUUUAUUGGUAUAAUCGUCUCGAGCUCAUCCGAGGUUGUUUACGGAGAAGCCGUCUGGGACCCCCUCGAGCUGCUCGACAAAUUCAUCGACGACAGCAACUCCGGCCAGCGGUUUGGCAUCUUCGUCAUCGCCACCGCUUUUGCCCUCGCCCAGCUGGGUACCAACAUCGCCGCCAACUCCGUCUCGGCCGGAACAGACAUGACGGCUCUCCUCCCGCGCUUCCUCAAUAUCCGUCGCGGCGGUUACAUCUGUGCCGCGAUCGGUCUGGCCAUGUGCCCGUGGAAUCUCCUCAGCGAUAACAACCAGUUCACUACCUACCUCUCGGCCUAUAGCGUCUUCCUCAGUUCGAUUGCAGGUGUUAUGAUCUGCGACUACUAUCUUAUCCGCAAGGGCUACCUAGAGAUCAAGGAGCUCUACGAUGGGCGGAAAUCCAGCCCUUACUACUACACAUUUGGUGUCCACUGGCGGGCGUACGCAGCUUACAUCUCCGGUAUUCUGGUGAAUGUAGUCGGCUUCGUGGGACAAACGGGACGAGAAGUGCCGAUUGGCGCGCAGUACAUCUACAAUCUCAACUUUUUUAGUGGCUUCAUCGUGUCGUUGUCGAUGUACUUUGUUUUAUGCAAGCUGUUCCCGGUCCCGGCGACGAGCGACCGCUGGAUGGAAGUUAGGGAGGAACUGGAUGAUGUCCGAGUUGCGUAUGGCUCCAACGAGUAUGUUGAUGAAGAGCGAGAGUCGGGCCACAAGGCGGCAUAUGAUCCCAAGCAUUUCUGA
Clonostachys solani is the source of this 1668-nucleotide messenger RNA. The record is from the annotation of a GenBank genome assembly. Lineage: Eukaryota; Fungi; Ascomycota; Sordariomycetes; Hypocreales; Bionectriaceae.